UGAUUGUCAAUUCCUUCGUCUAUUUAUUCUCUCUCUUCCCCCGUGCACUCUCUCUCCACCUUUCUCUUUUUCUCUCUCCCGUUCUUCUUCCCGUGCUCUGCCUUUAAUUAAUCUCAUUGUCUGCCUUCUUUCUGGGUUUUUCAGAUUACAAGAUUGCUGAUUUGCGUUUCGAUUCUUGCAAAGUUGCUUUGAAAAAAAAACGAAAAGAAAGCCCUCAUCACAACGAGCAUGCGGUGGUAUAGCUUAUCAGUAGAUGUUUAUCGCAAAAUCAUCUCUCUCAACCUCUAUUGUCGUGUGAUUCUGUAAAGCCUAUCGAAGCUCUGUUAAAUUACGUUAUUACCCCUCCCGAUUUCUCGCUUUUAGCAAUCAUUUUCAAACUUUCAUCCAUGGGAACCAAUCUAUUUGUUGUCAUCCCUUGCUACUGUCGCUGGAUUAGUUGAAUCAAAACCCAAAACCCGUUCUAAUUUCAAUUAAAAAUCGCAUCUUUUUUAGAAUCUUUCGUGGGUUAUUUUCUUGGAUUGUUUAUCAAGAUCUUUAGGGGAGUUAAACUGAAUAUAAGAGUAGGUAAAAAGUAGUUAUGGUGUGUCAAUCAGCUGGACAAACAAGAUUUCGGGCUUUGAAACACGAAAAUGGAACAGCUGGGAGCGCCACCAUAAUUGUUAAAGUUAUAGCAUGCUUUCAACCUCUAGAUGAUUGUCAGGCCGAAUACUUCCGCCAUUUGCUUAAACCUUUAAUGGAAAAGGGUUUUGAAUCUUGGUUUCAAAACCAGAAAAUCGAUUGGCAAUCAUCCAAUCAGAUUCCACCGAGUGCCCCAUUUGAUUCUUGGCCUCGAGCUACAAUCCCAUGUUAUGGGAACACGCUUCCAACCAUGCGUCAAGAACCAUGUGGUUGGUUCUACGGUUUGCCACGUCAUCGCCAGGGUGUUAAUGUCAUCCCUGUGGUUAACAACAAAGAACAACUUCAAGUUACAACUACAAUCCCUGAUGUGGGAAACACCACAAAUGGUGGACAAAAGAAGUUUCUUGUGUUUGAUCAAUCCGGUGAUCAAACAACUUUGAUUUAUAGUUCGGGAGUGGGACCCGCUCCUAUUCGAUACCAAUUCCCGUUGUCAAAUAACCCGAAACCGCAAUCCGGGUCAAACCCGGUUCGUAUUAAUGAAAAUGAUUCAAAAAGUGAGAUGAGGGAGGAUACUGAAGAGCUUAACGCUUUGUUGUAUUCUGAUGAUGAUGAUGAUGAUUAUUCUGAGGAGACGAGUACAGGGCAUUCCCCUAGUUCAAUGAUGUUUGUUGAACAAAAAGGGCAAAAUGGGAAUGGAAAAGAAGAGGAAGUUGCGAGUUCAGGGGGAGAUGGGAAAAAGCGUAAACGGGAGGAUGGGGGUAGUAUUGUAAAUUCACUCGAGGACACUGCAAGCUCGGGGGAAUCUGGGGUUGGGAAUGAGGGAGUUGGAGUGUUUGAGGAAGAAUUGGAUAGUUUGUUGUUGAGUAAUAAGAAAUUGAGGAAAGACAAGAUGAAGGAGACUAUAAAUUUGCUUCAGAAUUUGAUUCCUGGUGAUAAAAAUGGAAAGAGUGCUGUAAUGGUUAUUGAUGAAGCUAUCUGUUAUUUGAGAAGUUUGAAGGAGAAAGCUAAAGAUUUGGGGCUUGAUUCUCUUUAAAAGACGUUCAAGAUUUUUUGUACUUUAUGCUUAUUAUGUGGUACAUUUGAUGCUAACUUGAUUGGAAGGAGAAUUGGGCAUAAAGUUGUUAGCUUUUGUGAAGAUAAAGUUUGGAGCUUGAAGUCGUUUCUUGAAUCAUGGAUUAUGAACAUGUAUGGAUAAUAGUGUGUGUGUGUGUGUGUGUGUGUGUUUGUGGGGGUUUGUAUGUGUUAGGAGAAUUUGGUAAUUUUGUUGUGGGGUUGUGAUAAAGAGGAAGAAUUGACAUAAAGCAUGGAACCUUUCAACGCAUCUUCAGGUGGGAAUGAUGGAUGAUGAUCAUUUUAGGAAGGUAGUGUGUGUUUGUAUGUUUAAGGAGAAUUUGGUAAUUUUGAUAUGCGGUUGUGAAGAAAAGGAAGAAAUUGGUCAUGUUUGUUUUGUGAAGGUAAAGUUUGGAACCCGUGAAGGCAAUCAAGUGGCGUCUUGAAUUAUGGUUUAUGAUCAUUUAGGGAAACUUUUGCGUGCUUUUUUUAGGGAGAAUUUGGUAAUUUUAAUAUGGGGGUUGUGAUGAAGAUCAAGAUUUGGGCAUAAAGUUGAAAUCUUUGUGAAGAGAAAGUUUGAAAACAAUCAAGGCAUCCGUGAGUGGUUCCUUGAUUGACGGAUGGUGAUUUUCUAUGAAAGCUACUGCCUAGUGCCUACAGUGUUGGGGAUAAUUUGGUAAUUUUGAUAUGGGUGUUAGGGAUAAUUUGGUAAUUUUGAUGUGGGGUUGGGAUGAAGACCAAACAUAAAGUUGAAAGUUUUGUGAAGAGAAAGUUUACAACCCAUCAAACCAUGCUCAAGUGUUUUCGUGAAUGAUGGAUAAUCAUCAUACAUGUGAACCACCGUGUGUUAUUUUGUGUGUGCAGGGGCAGUUUAGUAAGUUCACAUGUGGGGUUAGGGUGAAGGUCAAGGAUUGGAUAAAAAAGUUGAAAGCUUGGUGUGUCUUGAGAGUGGGACCCAAUAGUGAUUAUGUCUUGUUUUCUUGUUGGGUAUUUGGUAAUUUUACUGUUGAAACUUGUGUUCUUGUCUUUCCUACCCUGUGAACGUCAAUGGAGGACCACCGCCACCAUGAACCACCACUGUCGGCGGUCUGUAAUGAUGGUUUGGAAAGUCAAUGUACCCAAAUAGUGUUUUUUUUUUUUUUCUCAUUUACUUUAUCAUGUAAUUUCACUUUUUAUAUAUGUAAAUAUAUAUAUCAAUUGUGUGUUUUUUUUUGCA
Messenger RNA from Lactuca sativa (garden lettuce), 2884 nucleotides. Lineage: Eukaryota; Viridiplantae; Streptophyta; Magnoliopsida; Asterales; Asteraceae. The record is from RefSeq and is a predicted model, not a curated record.